AUGGCAGCGCCAGGGCUUGCUUCCACCUCUUACAAACUCCCUUCCCUUGCUUCGACCUUGCGAUAUAAAGGGCACCGUAAUCCCCGCUGCUUCUCGUCAACGUGUCCACGAGCAGCCCAUUUGCGCGAUCACUAUGCGACCCUUGGAGUCCCAAUCACAGCGACGAAGGCUCAAAUAAAGGCAUGGGUCAUCGUCUUCAUUAAAGGAUUUGUCCCUCACAAGCAUCCGAUAGACACACUUCUACCAACUACUGAUGGAUUACGUCGCUCUCAGCUUAGCAAGAAAUAUCAUCCCGAUGUUGCCAAGGACAAUGCAACACGAGGAAAAUUUCACGCUGUGAGUGAAGCCUACGCCGUGCUCGGGGACGAUCGAAAGCGGCGCGAAUACGACCGCGGUCUCCGCCACUCAUCACCGUCACAACAACCAUCUUCUCAACACCCACAAGAAACCACAACACGUCCCUCCAAUCAAUCAGGGUCCCGCAACGCGUGGCAAAAUAAUCCACGUCAACAUCAGCACCGUGACCCCAAGUCCAGCCAUGCGCAUGACCCAAACGCAACUUAUGACCACCCAUGGGAGCGUGCUCGUGCAGGCAAAUACACGUAUUAUCAACCUCCCCCCGGUGCCCAUACGCGCACAUCUUACACAUGGUCGCACACCGAUCCAUUCUCCAGCCCACACGUUCAACGAGCGACUGGUCGUAGGUCUGCAGGUCCACCGCCAGGAGCAGGUCCGUCUAGUGGUAGCAGUGAAGAGAUGCCUAAAAGUGGACCACGACCCGAAAGGACGCCAACGGACCAAGACAUAGCUGCAGCGGAGAGUGUUAUAGGGCGUGUGUUUGCGGUGUCUGGACUUUUGACCUUCAUGUUAGUGAUAGCCCAGUUUGCUGGUGCACCUUGGGGCAGUGCGCAUGCAUGA
Suillus clintonianus is the source of this 918-nucleotide messenger RNA. RefSeq lists its product as uncharacterized. The coding region runs from base 1 to 918 and encodes 305 amino acids. The transcript has 3 exons. Lineage: Eukaryota; Fungi; Basidiomycota; Agaricomycetes; Boletales; Suillaceae. The record is from RefSeq and is a predicted model, not a curated record.